Molecule: messenger RNA, 1403 nt
Organism: Gamsiella multidivaricata
Lineage: Eukaryota; Fungi; Mortierellomycota; Mortierellomycetes; Mortierellales; Mortierellaceae
Product: integral membrane protein DUF106-domain-containing protein
Exons: 6
Coding region: 131-1099 (322 amino acids)
Biological process (GO): protein folding in endoplasmic reticulum
Cellular component (GO): membrane; EMC complex
Source: RefSeq, a predicted model, not a curated record
AUUUCGCUUCCUGUGGUCAAAGUCAUCUUGUUCAUCACUCUGCGUCGUGUCUCGCGCCAUCAACUUACUCUACUCAGCCCUUCUUUGCAACUCCAUCAUCCCCAGACCACUCUAUACAGACGCAUCUACAAUGGGCGCAUGGACAGUACUUCAGGAGAGGCAAGCAAUGCUUCUCGAUCCAGCCAUUAGGGAUUGGGUCUUGCUCCCUAUCAUGGUGGUUAUGAUUCUCGUCGGUGUCGUCCGUCACCAGGUCACCGUCCUCUUGAACGGCGCCCCCAGAAAAGCAGAUCUCAAGUCUGCUCGCGAAACUAAAGGCCUUCAAAGAGGCGGGAUCCUCAGGGCGCAUGGAAGCCAUCUUCCGGAACACGCCUUCGAGGCCCGUAAGGCUUACUUAACGGAUGCCUUUGAGAAAGGCACGUAUCUGAAGGAACCCAAGGCAGGAAGCAAACCCAAGGGCAAUGUGAUGCAGGAUCCCGCCUAUGUUGAGACGAUGAUGGACGGCAUGAAGAAGAACAUGAUGAACAUUGUUCCCCAGACCGUCAUCAUGGGCUGGAUCAACUUCUUCUUUUCUGGAUUUGUUCUCAUCAAGCUGCCGUUCCCUUUGACUAUCCGCUUCAAGAGCAUGUUGCAGCGCGGAAUCGAGACGCAGGAUAUGGAUGUGACCUGGGUCUCGUCGCUCUCGUGGUACUUCCUGAAUUUGUUUGGUCUCCAGAGCGUGUUUACUCUGAUCCUGGGCAGUGGCCAUGCUGCCGAUGCUAUGCGUGAUAUGCAAGCCAUGUCCACGAUGGGUAUGGGUCCCGCUUCAGGACCUCAGAUGGGUCCCACAGGUCAACCCCAGGACAUGCACAAGGUCUUUUUGAGCGAGAAGGAAAACAUUGAGCUGACAGAGCACGAAUGGGGUUUGGAUAAUGUCGAGACUCGUUUGUUGGUCAAGUAUGGCAAGCUGCCUCGCUCGAUCUUGUUGGAUCAGAAGAAAGCAAAGGCUGCUGGGGCUAUUAUGUCGUCGUCGUCGGCCGCAUCUUCUUCGUCAACACCGUCAGCGGCCAUCGCUGCUGCUGCUGUUGCUGCGGGAAAGAAGAAGGGAAGGAGACAGAACUGAGGAUUGUCGGAAGCAAUGGAAUGAUGUGGCGGCAGUUGGAGUUGGAGAAGGGCGCGCAUAUCGUAGGGACAUAGAUUUUUUUAUGCUGAAAUACAAAAUUACAGGGUCGAUAAGAGACAUCAUUGGCCAUUUACUUUCUGGACAAAGUACGAUUGGAACGACUCGUGCAAAAGAAGACAGUUUGGUCUUUGUAGAAAACUUCCCGAGACCCACGCCGAUCACGACCUUGAUGCCGUCUUCUCUCUUGGCGCCAAUUGAUCCUCCAACCAGCUUGAGAAGACGGUUGGCAACCUGAUUGUACUCC